Messenger RNA from Sorex araneus (European shrew), 3011 nucleotides. It is a transcript of the gene CHST12, whose product is annotated as carbohydrate sulfotransferase 12. Gene Ontology annotation, molecular function: sulfotransferase activity. The transcript has 3 exons. Gene Ontology annotation, cellular component: membrane. The record is from RefSeq and is a predicted model, not a curated record. The coding region runs from base 1667 to 2917 and encodes 416 amino acids. Lineage: Eukaryota; Metazoa; Chordata; Mammalia; Eulipotyphla; Soricidae. Gene Ontology annotation, biological process: carbohydrate biosynthetic process; proteoglycan biosynthetic process.
CACAGCGCAUCCCUGGGGUCGGGACGUUCACUGGGAGGUGCCAGUGGUGGCGGGGACAGGACAUGCCGGGUGGAGGCCGGCGGGUGGACAGAGGUGAGGAAGCGGGGCCCUCCCUGCGGGGGGGUCUUCGGGCUUGUCUUGCAUGCGGCCAUCCUGGGUCCAGCCCUGCCGUUAUGUGUGUGACCCUGUGUACGAGGCCAGGAGGAAAUCCUGAGCACCCCAGGGUGACCACAAAGAAAACACAGACUCCGGGAUACAAAGGGGUGCUGUGUCGCCGGCGGUUUGGACUUGGUCCUGACGGGGAGCUGUCCGCCCUCGCCCUGCCCAGCACAUGGAGGUUGGGACGGGCUGGGGUGGGGACUGCCAGGCCUGUAGGACCUAGGACAGUGGUCGAGGUUGUGGUCGAGGUUGGACGGGGCUUCCAGCUGGAGGGGUCCACACACGGUUUUGUGGCACUUUGUGGGAAAGGUAAAGAGAGGCUUCUAGAAUCUCAGGGCUAGGACGAAUGGAGACGUUACUGAAAGGUUGCGUGACUGGGCUUUCUUUGGGCGCCAGGUAGAGCUGAUCCUUGGCUGGAGGGCGCCGGGGCGGGGCAGAGCCUCUGUCGGACCUGCCGUGUGUGGAUCCGAGGAAGACAAUUCUCUCAUUCGGGCUCCAGGCACAGGGAGGGUGUGUGGAGGCCACGUUGGCUGUCACCAUGUGUCACUGCACAGCUUGUGUGCCUGUCUAAGCUGCCCCUUAUGGGCAGCUUUAGACUCUCAUCUCUCCUUCCAGUGUUGGUCUUUUGAGGGUGGAGGGCGUUGGGCCAUACCCAGCGGUGCUCAGGGGCCACUCUUGGUGGGCUCGGGGGACCCUGUGUGGUGCCGGGGGAUUAAACCUGGGUUGGCUGUGUGCAGGGGCAGCUCCCUCCCUGCCUCUGAAUUAUCAGCCGGGGUCCCUGUUUGUCUCAAUCAGUGAGAGUUGAUGCAUGCUUGGGACCUGUCGCAGGUCGGGGGCCAUGCUGGGACCACUGGCACCAUGGCUCAGUGCUCCCUGCUGGUGGUGGCAGUUCCUGGGAUAGACCAGAGCUGCAGGUGGAGCAGGGAGAUGGGGGAGAGUGGCGCCCCCGCCAGCCCUGGUCCUCCAGGAAGAAUCUGACUCAAGACCCUCAGCAGGUGACCUCCAGCCUUGUCCCCUGGCAUGGGGCAAGGACAGCGACUGACCUGGACCCCUGCCUCCUGAGAGGGCUGCAAGGGUACAUGGAGUGCCGGGAGGUGCCUUCCAGCAGGCACCAGAGGGUGGGGUAGAGAAAUGCUCGGAAAUGCGGCUGCCCAGUCUGUUACCUGCCUAGUGUCUGAGACUGGCCCAUCCCCUCUCUCGCCCCGGCAACUCUGAACACGCAGCCCUGCUGGGGGCUGGGGAGAAGCAACAGAAACAAAGAACCCACCGAGCCAAGAGUACCUGGGGGAGCAGCAGGAAGGUCCUUGAGUCGGGCGUCAUGCUGCACCCCUCCUGCUGCAUGUGGCCUCGGACUCGGAGAUCAGAUGUCCCUCGGUGCUGCCCUGCCGCUGCCCCAGACAUGGCCGCAUCCCGAGGCGUCGUCUGUAGACCCUGAGUGGUUCCCCCUGGCGUGUCUCUGCAUGAAGCUGGACUGAGGGGCUGCAGCGCCCGCCCCCGCCCUGGCAGGAUGAGCAAAGCACGGCCCUUGCGCCUGUGGCUGGCCGUGGGGUUUGUGUUCAUGGUCCUGCUGAUCAUCGUGUAUUGGGACAACGUGGGCACGGCCCACUUCUACCUGCACGUGGCCAUCUCCAGGCCGCACCCGCCGGGGCCGCUCCCCACCCCCAGCCCGGGCCCCCAGAAGGAGCCCCCGGAUAGCCGGGACGCGGUCCUCAAGAGGCUCUUCGGUGCUGGCACCGAGCCAGGCGGCCUGCCCAGCGGGAACCCAGAGCCGCGGCCUGCAGCCCCAGGGAGCAACGCCGAGGAGAGUGUGCGGGGCUAUGACUGGUCCCCGCACGCCGCCGCCCAGCAGCCCGCUGCCGCCGCUGGGGAGCGGCAGGCCCGGCGCAGGAGCAUGCUGCGCGACUUCUGCGCCAACGCCAGCCUGGCCUUCCCUGCCAAGGAGCGCUCCUUCGACGACAUCCCCAGCUACGAGCUGAACCACCUCAUCGUGGACGACCGCCACGGCGUCAUCUACUGCUACGUGCCCAAGGUGGCCUGCACCAACUGGAAGCGCGUCAUGAUCGUGCUCAGCGGGAGCCCGCUGGACGCCGGCGCGCCCUUCCACGACCCGCUGGCCAUCCCGCAUGCGCUGGUGCACAACGCCAGCGUGCACCUGACCUUCAGCAAGUUCUGGCGCCGCUACGGGCCCCUGUCGCGCCGCCUCAUGAAGCUCCGGCUGCGCACGUACACCAAGUUCCUCUUCGUUCGCGACCCCUUCGUGCGCCUCAUCUCCGCCUUCCGCAGCAAGUUCGAGCUGGAGAACGAGGAGUUCUACCGCCGCUUCGCCGUGCCCAUGCUUCGCCGCUACUCCAACCACAGCCGCCCGCCCGCCUCCGCGCAUGAGGCCUUCAGCGCCGGCCUGCGUGUGUCCUUCGCCAACUUCAUCCAGUACCUGCUGGACCCGCACACUGAGCAGCUGGGGCCCUUCAACGAGCACUGGCGGCAGGUGCACCGCCUCUGCCACCCCUGCCAGAUCGACUACGACUUCGUGGGCAAGCUGGAGACGCUGGACCAGGACGCGGCACAGCUGCUGCGGCUGCUCAAGGUGGACCAGCGCCUGCGCUUCCCGCCCAGCUACCGCAACCGGACGGCCAGCAGCUGGGAGGAGGGCUGGUUCGCGUCUAUCCCGUUGGCCUGGCGGCGGCAGCUGUACCAGCUGUACGAGGCCGACUUUGUUCUCUUCGGCUACCCCAAGCCCGAGAACCUGCUCCGAGACUGAGGCGGCGGGGAGCGGGGGACACUGCCAUCAUCCCGGGGCCCCUCUGGUCCUGCCCCCCGCCAGGUGGCUUUAUUAAAGCUGUUCUGACCACAGG